GCAGAGCAAGUGUUGGGAAGAGCACAAUUAAAUGCACCAAUCUGCCUGAUAAAUGCAGAAAAGUGCCCAUGCCUUGACAUUAUUAGUGACAGCUUGUUAACUAUAAAUCUCUUGUCACCAGCUACAGACAGUACACAGCAGUAAGGUCUAACAACUGACCUCAAGAGGGAAGCUGAAAUUCUCCCGCGUCGACCACCAACAACCAUGCCAGGAGGACCAGCAACGACUACUACUACCACCACCGAAACCAACAGUAUAAAUUGUAAAGCGAUGUCGUUCGUCCGAGAAACUCUUCACCUUCUGCUGCGAUAUGUGGCCAUGGUGGUUCUCCUUGUAUACCACACAGGAGAGAAGAUCCUGCUGGCUCUAACCGGCCCCUUACAACCCGUCACCGCGGAGGCCAGGAAAGUGCCCAAGUCGGAGAUCACAAUUCAGGGAAUCUUCCGAACAUUCAUGAGAUUCCUCCUCCUGGCUGGGUUAUACUGCUGGACUGCUGUGUCGGGUUUCGUCAAAUAUCUGUUCCGUCCAGUCGAAUCGAUUGUCGAGAGUGCGAAGGCCAUCGUCAACAAUGAAGCUCCAAACUGGGAAAAGGCCCAGUGAGUUUGAUCUUUGGAGGUGUUCUACAGUAUUUGACUAUAUACUAUGACAUUAACUUACUGCUGUAUGCAAAUGACUUUACCAUCACAUUUAAACACUUUUCGCUGCUGAGUCAAUUUUCGUGCUGUGAUGGCCAAGUUAAUGUGUGCAACAAAUUACUGCUAAAACGGUUAAAUUGAAAUUGACUUUCGGGUUCAAAACCAUUUGACAGUGACUGGCAAGCUGGUACACUAUGUAUUUUGUAAAAACAAUGUUUUCAUGUUUCUGUUCUCAUCUUUUGUACUGGAACUGUAUGUGAAUAAAUUGUCUUUGUCAAA
Gigantopelta aegis is the source of this 914-nucleotide messenger RNA. RefSeq lists its product as uncharacterized. NCBI's taxonomy places the organism in Eukaryota, Metazoa, Mollusca, Gastropoda, Neomphalida, Peltospiridae. The record is from RefSeq and is a predicted model, not a curated record. The transcript is spliced from 3 exons. Bases 205 to 600 code for a protein of 131 amino acids.